Molecule: messenger RNA, 1388 nt
Organism: Leptinotarsa decemlineata (Colorado potato beetle)
Lineage: Eukaryota; Metazoa; Arthropoda; Insecta; Coleoptera; Chrysomelidae
Source: RefSeq, a predicted model, not a curated record
UCAUUUGUUUUUAUUCACAAAAUUAAGUUGAUGAAGUUAAUGUGUGAAUAAAGAUGACGAAUAUGUGUAUGGAAAAAAAAUUACAAUUCCUCGAAGGAAGAAUUGACAAUAUAGAUGAGAAACAGUUUAAAGAAUUCAUGAUUCUGUAUCCAUUUGAAGACAUGGUUAAUUUGAAUAUCAUGGACAUAGAAUUAUUAAAAACUUGUGCAAGUUUUCUAUUGAAGCUUAGUCGCAGAAAUUUAUUCUAUAAGGCUUUGAAACAAAUAUCACACAUAAUAGAUUUCAUACUUUCCAUUAUUUCAUCAUCGGACAAAGCGGAUUAUGGUGAAUUAUUGUCUAAAUAUAUGGAAUUGUUGAAAAUAAUAAUUUCCAGAACAAUUGACAGUCAAUCGCUGCGAGAUUUGAUAAAAAAACGCCGGGAGGAAAUCUUGGAAAUUCUGACAACCACUACAAAACAUAGGAUUUUCAAUCGUCAGCACGUAAGUGACUGCACGACAAUUUUGUGCGAUCUCUUAUCGAUGGGCGGAAUAUUACCGAUGACAACAUCAAAAUGUAUCGCUGAAAUAACAGAAAUAUUCCAAAGGUUGGACGUGAUUCAUGAGAUAGCUGUUAUAACCAAUAUUACCCUGAACAGGUUUUCAGAUUCUACAGAAGCCUUCAAUGUUUGUAUUUCGUGGUUACUGAGAUAUAGUCCUAUAUUUCUAAAACGGGAGCUUGAGAUAAUCACUUUGAAAGAGUUGGUGACAGCAAUAAAUUAUUUCUACAUAAACUAUAAAUUCGGAAAGAAGAUGCAAAAUUCUAUUAUGGAAGAAUCAGAUAAGUGCUUGGAUGCUCUGAUGCAGUACUCAGAUAAAAUUCUUAUUAUGUGUAAAAAUGAAGUCCUUCGAAAAGAGUCCAUCAAGCUCUUUUCCAUAGUACUGACCAAAUAUAAUGAUCAGAAAUGGAAGGCUAAUCUACAUGCAUUGAAUGAGUUGCCAAAAGAUAUUACAGGGUGGCCAAAGGUGAAAGUAAGAAUAUUUUUGCAUGUUUGUGAAUUUCUCUGCAAGACCUCUGGGUUAGUCUGGCAUCCUUCCGAAGUCCUUCAGUCCAUCGCUAACCUAAUCUACUCAACCGACCGCUUUCAGCUAGAUUCAUUCAUGCUCAAAACUAUCUGCGUCAUUUUUCCUAUAGUUGCCGUGGAGUGUCCUGAUAAAAACGUCGUUCUACUUGGAAACAGCCUCUUAAUAAUAUUGUCAGGACGAUUUUCGGAACUGGAAAACAUAUUUUCCUGCCAUGUAGCCCAACUGUGCUGGAUUUUGCAGUAUGGGAAAAAUGCUCUGAAAAAGCGCAUUUUAUGUCAUUGGUUGCGACAAGGAGAAGAUAUCGAACUGAUGAAGAGGUGUAUCUGA